GAGUCAAAGACAUAACUCUCACCCACCUCCUCACACCUCUCUCACUCCCCUCCUCGCACCUCCCUCACUCCCCUCCUCUCACCUCCCUCGCUCCCCUCUUCUCACCUCCCUUACUCCCCUCCUCUUACCUCUUUCAAUUCCCUCCUCUCACCUUCCCACUGCCCUCCUCUCACCUCCCUCACUCCCCUCCUCUCACCUCCCUCAAUCCCCUCCUCUCACCUCCCUCAAUCCCCUCCUCUCACCUCCCUCGCUCCCCUCCUCUCACCUCCCUCGCUCCCUUCCUCUCACCUCCCUCACUCCCCUCCUCUCACCUCCCUCAUUCCCCUCCUCUCACCUCCCUCACUCCCCUCCUCUCAACUCCCUCACUCCCCUCCCCUCACCUCCCUCACUCCCCUCCUCUCACCUCCCUCACUCCCCUCUUCUCACCUCCCUCACUCCCCUACUCUCACCUCCCUCACUCCCCUACUCUCACCUCCCUCACUCCCCUCCUCUCACCUCCCUCACUUCCUUGGUCAGCCUGGAGAGUGGGGAAGUCAAGUCACUCCACUCCUAUCCGCUCUCCCCUUAACUCUAUCAAUAACCUACUCUAA
Closterium sp. Naga37s-1 is the source of this 590-nucleotide messenger RNA. The record is from the annotation of a GenBank genome assembly. NCBI's taxonomy places the organism in Eukaryota, Viridiplantae, Streptophyta, Zygnematophyceae, Desmidiales, Closteriaceae.